AUAACCUAUCAGCUUCAAUAGACACACUCCCACUUUCCCCCAAUUUCCAAUCGCAAUGUCUCAGGUUGAUAACAGAAACUCAUCCGCUUCCAAGCGUGCCAGAACUGAUGGCGGUCGUAGAGAAGACGACUGGACCUGUCCAAGCUGCGGAAACGUCAAUUUUUCGUUCAGGACAAGUUGCAAUAUGCGCAACUGCACACAACCUAGACCAGCUGAUCAUAAUUCUAAAUCUGCUCCAAAGCCAAUGCAGACCCAACAGGGCUACUCUCCCGCUGCCCCUUAUGCUGGUCCUGGGGCACCAUCAUCAAUGUAUAUUGGGGUAUCACCUUAUGCUUCAUCUAUGUUCAAUGGAUCAUCUGUGCCUCCAUAUGAUGCGGGCUCUGCUUAUCCUUAUAAUUACGGAUCUCGUGGAGGCAGCCCUUAUCGGCCCGUACAACUUUCUGGUCCACCUCCUUAUUCCGGUACAUCCCUGAUAGGUGGCAUGUAUGGUAUACCUCAACUGAUGGAGCGCUUUGGGUUGGGCUUGCCUCUGGGCCACAAUGCUAUGGGCCCACGACCUGGAUUUUUCUCUGAGGAUAGGGGACCAAAGAGAGAUGGAAAAGGUGACAAUGAUUGGGAAUGUCCCAAAUGUGGGAAUGUCAAUUUUGCGUUUAGAACUGUUUGCAACAUGAGGAAGUGCAAUACUCCUAAACCAGGAUCUCAGGCACCAAAGGCAGACAAGGGCACAAAACCAGAUAUGCCCGAAGGAAGCUGGAAGUGUGAUCAAUGUAACAACAUAAACUACCCAUUUAGAACCAAAUGCAACCGGCAAAACUGUGGUGCCGAGAAACCAUCAGAGUCCCAAAAGUCUCCUUCGGAAGAGGCUGUAGAAAAUGAUCAGGUCUGUUUUGUAAUGUGUUUAGUUCCGUUAAAUUUAUGUUGCUUGAAAAUGUCUUUGUUUGUAUUCGUGUGUACCUCUUGUGAAUGUAACGUGAAAACUUUUGGCAGCCAUUUACAUAUGUUGACAACCUUCACUUUUCUCCUUCCUUAUUUGUUUAUAGUCAUUGACUUAGUGGUGGUAAUCCGACCCAUUUCUUUAGAAAUGGGUCAAUGGGACUUUUUUUUACCAUAUCGUAUGGAACAGGUCGAAGGUCAGUCUUUUUUCUAAUGCAUUCAUCAUUGUAAAUUGUUUAAUUCACAUAUACAGAUUAACAUUUCAGCAAUAUUUUUAUGGCUGUAAUCAACAGAUUAAUUAAUUUUAAAGUGAAACAAAAAAGGUGUGCUGGUCAUUCAACCCAAUCCGAUGGUUUUGACACCUACUAAACGAGCUUUUUCAACCAGAAAUUGUAUUUGACUUUUCAUCUAAUCUGCUUGACCUGCCCAUCAUGCCACCUCAGUCUCUGUGUAAAGAUAAGUAAUGUUAUUAGAGGGCGUGGUCAUCCUGUUAUUAA
Erigeron canadensis is the source of this 1430-nucleotide messenger RNA. RefSeq names its product ranBP2-type zinc finger protein At1g67325. Lineage: Eukaryota; Viridiplantae; Streptophyta; Magnoliopsida; Asterales; Asteraceae. The transcript has 9 exons. The record is from RefSeq and is a predicted model, not a curated record. Bases 56 to 1147 code for a protein of 363 amino acids.